UCUCUUUCUCUCUCUCUCUUUAUUUCUUUCUUUCUUUCUUUCUUUAUAAAAUGGAAACAGACCAAGCUAUAAAAAAAGUGUUCUCAAAAAUACCAAAUGAACUUUAUUUAUUAACUGCUGUUGAAUUGGUCAAUGAUGUAUCUUCUGAUAGCAGCCAACAAGAUAAUGAACUUGCGAAACAAGCACUUCGAUUUUUAAGGAUACAAGCUGCCAAAGGUGAUAUUGAAGCCAAAAUAAAAUUAAGUACGAUACUAGACAAACAAGACACUGAAGAUAGUGUUGUCAAAGGAGACUUGAAGGAAGCCAUUUUAUGGGCAAGAAGUGUGUUUGAUAGACGUCUUUCAAAGGCUUUGGCACCUUGCGUAUCAGAAAUCAUUUUAUUAGCUGAACAGGAACACAAUGGCAGUAAUUUAAUUGAGCGUAUUCUAGCAAGAACCAAAGUAUCAAAAGAAUUAGAUGACAAGACUGUCAAAAAAGAACAAAAACUACAGAAGCAUCUUUCUUAUUUAGCUGGUAUUUUGUUUAUGGACGGUACAGGUGUAGAUCGAGAUAUCACUCGCGGCAUGGAUUAUCUCUCGAAAGCAUCUGAGAUUGGACAUGAAGGUGCUGGUGUAGAAUUAGCCAAGAUAUUAAGCGACCCUUUUAAAUAUCCCAAACAAUACAAUAUGGAAAAGAGUCUGGCUAUUUAUGAAUCAGUGGUAGAAAAGCAACAGAGGACAACAUCCGAUGCACGCGCACUAACUGAUUUGGCUCGCGUGUAUUAUGAAGGCAGCGAUACGAUUCCCCGAGACAUUGAAAAGGCAUAUACAUAUGCACGACGUGUUGCUGAAUCUGUAGGCGAACAGUUUUGUCAGUUUAUUGUGGGAGAUGUGUUGCUGAAUCCACCCACACUUUUUGUGAGUCAGGAUGUACGACAAGCUGUGUUUUGGUUAACACAAUCUGCAGAACAAGGAUUUCCAUUGGCUAUUGAAACACUUUCUCGCAUCUAUUAUGAAGGUCAAGUGAAAGGGAUUAAAAAGGACUAUGAACAAGCAAGACAUUGGUGUUUGAUUGGUGAUGAUAUUUGGCCUUCUGGGUUAGGGUAUUGUCAGACCUGUUUGGGAGAUAUGUAUAGACAAGGAUUAGGUGUACCCAAGGACUUGUUUCGGUCAUUUGAAUAUUACCAGAAAGCAGCCAGUCAACAAGAUGCUCCUCAGAAUUAUGCUCGCUACAUGUUGGGAGAAAUGUAAGCAUAACAAGUCAAUAGAACACAAAUCACUAACCAUAUGAGUUGUAGGUUCUUUAAGGCAGAUGGUUGGGAGCGUAAUUUGGCUCUUGCAGCUGAUUAUUAUAAAAUGGCUGCCAAUGAAAAUUAUGAGCCUGCAGUCAAGAGAAUGGCAGAAUUGACUACAAUAGAAGAGAACAAACGGUCAUUAGAAGAAAAGGCAGCCAAAAGAAAAAGUACAUGGAGAAUUUGGUCUGUGUUUGGAAGAAAGAAAACUACUGCAGUCUAAUGAUUACUAUUUACAUUUAUACCAAUACUAAUAUACGCAUCAUACCACGCAUUGUAAAAUAAUAAUAAUCUAAAUUAUUCAACCCCAUAAUAAACUAUGAAAUGCUCUUUUCUUUAACAGUAAAAGAUCAUUUUUUUAUUGUCUAG
Gilbertella persicaria is the source of this 1639-nucleotide messenger RNA. RefSeq lists its product as uncharacterized. Lineage: Eukaryota; Fungi; Mucoromycota; Mucoromycetes; Mucorales; Choanephoraceae. The transcript is spliced from 3 exons. The coding region runs from base 51 to 1229 and encodes 392 amino acids. Gene Ontology annotation, molecular function: protein binding. The record is from RefSeq and is a predicted model, not a curated record.